GGUAAAACGGGAACGAACACAGCAUUCAGAGCUCUCAGAUCAUGGAUGGGAGGGAAGGGAAGGGAGGGUAAGCGAUGGCUUGACCAUUAAAUAAAGCGGGCUGAUGCUGCUCUAUUUCCUCCUCGCAUCAUCAUCAUCAUCAUCAUCAUCCCUUCAUUCCCUCUCCUAUCUCACUCAACUCCGUGAUCUGUUACUACGUACUCUACUACGGGUUCUUCCAGCUGGUGGCCUGCUUGGAUAAAAAGAAGACCAGGUCUUUUUUUCUACGAUAAUUCCAGGAUUCCUCUACAGUUACCUACUAUAUACUUCUGUGGUUGCAUCUAUAUAUAUACCCCUCCGUGAGCAAGCAAAAAAUCUAAAGAGGGGAGGAGAUAUUGAUCAUAUAUCUCUCUGCCUGCCUGACUUUCUACUGGAUUUAUUGCUUUUUGUUUCUGUUGUUGCUUUACUGUUGGUUUUUAUUUUUAUUUUUUUUUUUUGGUCGAAAGGAAAGGUUCAAACGGGGCUGUAUUGAACACAGCAACCCUUUUACUUCAUUGUACUUGAGAUUUUUCUAUUCAUUUACUAUUUUUGAAAGUUUGAAAGAGCUUGGGGAUUUUCCUAGCAGUGACGAGAAAGAUAAAAAAAAAGAGGGAAGAAACCGAAGCUGUGAAGGUGAAGAAGCCCCUCCAUUUAUUAUUAUCCCCCCUUCGUUGUGGUUGUGAAUCACUCCAAUCCAGGGCAGAUAAAGGGAGAAGAAGCCCUCUCUGGAAUUCGAACAAUACCCUCAUACGAAUUACUUAGCCAAGGCUAAAUAGAGAGCAGAGCAGACUGCUGUCUCAUCUCUGAGAUCUAUCUAUAUCUAUAUAUCUAUCUUUCUGUCGUUGUGGUGGUUUCUUCUUCUUCUUCUUCUGCUGGUCGCCCCCCGAGUCUUGCCGCAGCGCCCUUUCCACACACGCGUUUCUUGUCUCACGCCACGAUCUUCACGCACCCAAGGAAUCAUAAUAUUUAUUAUCCACCGCCAACUCCCAACGCCAAACACACAACUCUCUCGCCCUCAACUCCCUCCACCCAUUAACCCGCCCAAUCCACCCCGUCGACCACCCCUUCGCCUGGCCAUCAUCGCCUUUCUUCUCACGCCCUACGCCAGCUCUCCUAUUCUUUUGUUCUCCAUCUGCUCUGUUUUCUCUCUACCAUGGCAGAGGAUGCAAACCCCGCCGCAUCCCGAGGCGACUCGGUCCCCGAGACUACGCCAUCAGCAAACGCUGCUCCCAAUACUCCUGGGUCUCCACGCCCUGAGAAAGAUGAGCAGGCCGAUGUAAAAAAGCCUGAAGACGCGUCGGCCGAUGCUGCGGCUUCUGAAAAACCCGAACCCGCUGCUACGGACGCCUCAACAGACGCUGCCAAGCCUGGGUCAGCCGCUGAAACACAAGAGCAAAAGACGGACGACAGUGCUGCUCCGGCGGAAGAGACUGCUGAAACCGCUUCUCCCACCGCAGAUCGCGCCAACGGGACACCCGCUGCGUCUAAAAAAUCGAGUGCCGCAAAACGCAAGUCAACCGGGGGCGACACCAAGGGGAAGAAAUUGAACAGGAAGAAGUCUUCUGCUCGAAUUACACACCUCGAUGCCAAACCUGGAGAAUACUACAUAGCUCGUCUGAAAAGCUACGCUCCCUGGCCAUCGAUAAUCUGUGAUGAGGAGAUGCUACCGCCCUCACUUUUGUCGACGCGUCCGGUUACUACGAAGCAGCAGGAUGGCACGUACAGGGAAGCUUACAGUGAUGGGGGCAAACGGGUGCACGAGCGCACGUUUCCCAUUAUGUUCUUGUACACUAAUGAAUUCGCCUGGAUUCCAAACACAGACCUCACACCCCUCGACCCAGAGUCCUGCAAAGAUGUAAAUGAGAAGGGAAAAACGAAGAACCUGAUUGAAGCCUACCACGUAGCUGCCGAGAACCAUGAUCUUCAAUACUUUAAAGAUAUGCUUGCCGACCAUCAGCGGGCAUUGGAGCAGGACCAAGAGGAACGUGAAGCUCGCGCGGCAGCAAAGGCAGCGAAGCAAGAGAAGAAAAAGCGGAAGAGCAUGGAUGUAGCUGAUGAGCACGAAGACGAGGCAGCAGAGACAGGAGCUGAGAAACGAAAGACCACGAAGAAACGGAAGAAGGAUGGUGAGAGCGAAGCUGAGAGCGACAAGCCCGCAAAGACCCCGAAAACUGCCACUAAACUUAAGUUGACCACGCCCAAGACUCCCGCGACCGGUGAGCCAGGCAAGAAAACUGCAGCCAAACCAGCUAAAACGAAGGCCACCAGUGCCAAAAAGAGCAAAAAGGAAACAAAGGCAACAAGUGAUGAAGAUGCUACUGAAGCUCCAAAGGAAGCUGAGGUUGAGAAGCCGAUUGAUCCACAGGAAGCGAAGCUGAAGAAGGAGAAAGAAGUUCUCUAUCUUCGCCACAAACUCCAAAAAGGGUUCCUCACACGUGACCAGGCUCCCAAAGAAGAGGAAAUGGCGUCAAUGUCUAACUUCAUCCAGAAACUGGAAUCAUAUGUCGACCUUGAGGUCAGCAUCAUCCGCACAACCAAGAUCAACAAAGUGUUGAAGGCCAUUAUCAAAUUGAACUCGAUCCCCAAGGACGAGGAAUUCAAUUUCCGCGGCCGCUCCAUAAACAUCCUGAACAAAUGGAAGACCCUGCUAGAUUCUGAUAUCCCCCCGCCAAAGGAGAAGGAAGAACAGGAGCCUGAGCCUAAACCAAAGGCAAAUGGCCACAACCAGGUCAAUGGGCGGAAGGCGGAAGAGGUGACUGAAGGGGAUGAUGAGGCUGCUGGUGGUACUACUUCCACUCCCCGAGCGGAUGAAGAUGAGCCUAUGCCAGAUGUCCCAGCGGAAGUAGGGGCCAAGGCCCAUGGUGAGAGGUCAGGUUCGUCUCCUGCUGAAGGGGAAGCGGAGGCUGUGGAGGCUUGAGGCAUAAUUUGUUACCUGAUUUCUGGAGCUUUCGCCUGCCCAUUUCAUUUUUCCUCUAAAUUUUAUUUUAUUAUAUAUUUUAUUUUCUUGUGUCUAGUUUCGUUUGUUGUUUACCUUUUGCCUCGUUUGUGCGUGUGCUUUUGAAGUAAGAAGUCCGAGUUUGAGUGAGUGAAACCCGGUUUUCACGAGGUUUUCACUUUAUUUUAUUAUUAUUACGUUUUCAUUCCUCUUUCUUCCUCUGUUAUUAUUAUAUUUCUCAUUUUUUCCAACUUCCCUCGCCAUCCGAUAACAUCAAGGAUGUACAGGUGUAUUUUCUGGACAGGUUAUGUGACUCCGUCUAGUUGGGCAGUGCGAGGGAGAUGGGUCAUGGAUUAUAUGGAAUGCUCCAUGACAGAUAUAGGAAGACGGUUUGGGGGUAAGUUGUUUUCAAAAAGCAACCAUCAGUCAGGAUUAUGUAUGGGAGAUUUCUUCAUGCGCCUGUCCAACGGGUGUGAUGGGGCAAAAUGUGACCGCCAGACCAACGAGAAAACGAAGUCAGCAAGGAUGAAAGAAGGGAAAGAGAAGUGGAUAAUAAAAAGUAGCUCCGGGGUUAGGGGCAAGGGAAAGGCAUUUUGCUUGUUUGCCAGUUUGCUUGGUUGGUUGGUUGCGAUGGGAUGGUGUGUUUUGAGAAAAGAAAAAAAAAAUUUGUUUUUGCAUUAGCAAAAAAGGUAAAGCGAAAGCAAAAUUGAAAGUAAAACAAAAAAGAAAAAAGAAAAAAAAAAUUUUAAUAAUAAUAGGUUGCAUUUGAAAAGAAGUAAGCUUGAUUAAUAUAGGUGAGGAGGCAAGAGAAAAAAUAUUAGGUGUGUUCGUCUUUUUAUUUUAUUUUACUUUGCUGUCUCUUUUUUCUCUUUCUUUUUAUAUAUAUUUUUAUCUUCAACAAUUUCCUGUUUCCUGUUUCAUUUUCUUUGUUUUUUCUUCCCCCCCCCCUCCUUUUUUUGCAACCAAAAAAAUACCCUUCAACUGAAAUGGAACUGGGAUAAUAUGGCGGUGGUUUUUGUACGGCAUUUUGGGCUUUCUACUUUUUCCUCUAUUGUUUUUGUCUCCUCUCUUAUUUAUCUCUUUUCCCCUUCAUUAUUAACUCUUGAAUUACAUCCUCACUUUCUGAAGUUAUAUCUGUGUACAGUCGCUGUGCCCCCUUUCUUUUCUUUUCUUUUUUUGGUUUAUCUUGUGAUUUAACUAUUUUCAUCAAUUCUGAAAACGCGUUUUUUGUUGCCUAUUGUCCUACGCAAGCCAUCAAAGGAACAAAUACCGAUUGAUCUAUUAUGGCCUCAUAGUUGAUUUUACUAUGGCUCCUUCUGGCAGUUUUCCCCCGGUCAAAAGACAGGUAAAUUUCUUGUCUAUGUGUGAAUAAACCCUAAGAGAGAACCACGAGUUGGCAGAUCAGACAAUUGUUUUGAAAAUAUCAUAAGAAAUUGUAGUCUUGUCUUGCGACACUGACUCCCCUCCCUCACCCCCCUCUAAUUAAUUAUAUGUAGGAGGAAACAAUGAUGUCCCCCUAAAUUGUCCCAACUUGCAUAGAUUUCCCCAUUGUUCAUGAUCAGGAGGAUACCUGGCCACGGACCCGUAGGGCUAUUUGUAGAGGUAUUAAGCCGGUUCACGGUCAUCGCCAGAGAUAACUGCGGUGGAGCUCAACUGAGAUGCUUAGGUGGGCGGCUUCGAUUGAGGGAUCAAAUUGAAUCACUGGCGUAUUACUUGUUAGUACUUGGGUACCGGUACCUUCGUAGAUAGGUUACUAACAAG
This is a messenger RNA of Blastomyces dermatitidis ER-3, 4714 nucleotides long. RefSeq names its product PWWP domain-containing protein, variant. Lineage: Eukaryota; Fungi; Ascomycota; Eurotiomycetes; Onygenales; Ajellomycetaceae. The record is from RefSeq and is a predicted model, not a curated record. The coding region runs from base 1172 to 2935 and encodes 587 amino acids. Gene Ontology annotation, cellular component: mitochondrion. Gene Ontology annotation, biological process: anterograde axonal transport. The transcript has 5 exons.